Molecule: messenger RNA, 1472 nt
Organism: Eurytemora carolleeae
Lineage: Eukaryota; Metazoa; Arthropoda; Copepoda; Calanoida; Temoridae
Gene: DMAP1
Product: DNA methyltransferase 1-associated protein 1
Exons: 11
Coding region: 16-1434 (472 amino acids)
Biological process (GO): chromatin remodeling; DNA repair; negative regulation of transcription by RNA polymerase II
Cellular component (GO): NuA4 histone acetyltransferase complex; Swr1 complex; nucleus
Molecular function (GO): transcription corepressor activity
Source: RefSeq, a predicted model, not a curated record
UUAAUUUCAGACAAGAUGGCGUCGGCCGCUGAUGUUCGGGAGAUCAUGGGGAUCACACCGCUGGACACAACCAUUACUAAAGAUCAUAUUCUGGGGAAUGACAAAAAGAGGUUGAAGAAGGCGGUACAACCGGGGUUCCAAAGACCAGAAGGGAUGCACAGAGAGCUGUACAAUCUACUGUACAGUGAGAAUAAAGAGUUACCCUGCCCCCUCAUACCUACAGACACUAGCAAAGAUCAAGGAUACAAGCAAAUGAGAGCCAAACUAGGAAUGAGAAAGGUCCGACCCUGGAAAUGGCUUCCCUUCACUAACCCUGCCAGGAAGGAUAACCUAGUCCUCCACCACUGGAGGAGGCAGGUUGACGAGGGGAAGGAUUAUCCCUUCUCCAGGUUCAACAAGAGUAUAGAGGUUCCAACAUAUACAGAGGUCGAGUAUCAACAUCAUCUUGUCUCCGCUGGAUGGACUCGAGAAGAGACGGAUCAUCUGAUGGAUCUGGCGCAAAGGUUUGAUCUGAGGUUCCUUGUGAUGCAUGAUCGGUGGGAUAGAUCCACCUUCUCUCUCCGAUCUGUCGAGGAUAUCAAGGAGAGAUACUAUUCUAUCCUGGAGAAACUGGAGAGAGUGCACGGAGGAGCUACAGGAGAACAGACCAAGAAACAGUUUGCAUACGACGCAGAUCAUGAAAGGAGAAGAAAGGAACAACUGAGAAGACUAUAUAAUAGGAACACGGAACAGAUCGAAGAAGAAGAAAUGCUGAGAGGAGAAUUAAGAAAGAUCGAAGCUCGGAAGAAAGAGAGAGAAAAGAAAACUGCAGAUCUUCAGAAACUAAUUGCUCAGGCGGAUAGUACCUCAGGUUUAGAGAGCAAGAAGCUGUGUAAGAAACAGAAACUAGGAUUAGUUGGACGACCUAGACUAGAACAGGCAGUCAUUGAUCAGAACGGUAUCCGUUGGCCUGACAUGAAGUCUAGUGGAGUAAGUGUAAGAUCUCAAAGAAUCAAGCUGCCUAUUAGUGUAGGAUUGAAGAAAACUAAAGCUAUUGAGUGUAUGCUUAAUGAGCUCGGUGUACCUAUCCAACCCAGCUGUACAGAUGAGAUAUGUACUGAGUUUAAUGAGCUAAGAUCUGAGAUGGUUCUCCUCUACGAGAUCAAGAAUGCCCUCACCACAUGUGAAUAUGAGAUGUCAAGUUUAAAGCAUCAUUAUGAAGGUUUAGUUCCUGGGAAAACAUUAGAAAUCCCGGAGCUUAUCAAGACUUCAUCUGGAAGUUUGGCGGAGGGAGCAGCUGCUGCCGCGAAUACAUCUGAGAAGAAAAAGAGUUUGGCGGAUGUUAUCGACGUAGUUGGUAACGUUAGAGACGGUCUAAACAUCAAUAGGAAGAGGAAAGCAGCGCUGGAGCAAGGAAAUAUUCUCAAGAAAAUAAAGAAACGAAGUUAUCAAUAAUGUUAUUAAUUACUGUAAAUAAUAAAUCAUGUUUCAGA